Messenger RNA from Rattus norvegicus (Norway rat), 20300 nucleotides. The record is from RefSeq and is a predicted model, not a curated record. Lineage: Eukaryota; Metazoa; Chordata; Mammalia; Rodentia; Muridae.
CUUUAUAUUAUUUGGGUCUAUUAUGAAGGGUGUUGUUUCCCUAACUUCUUUCUCAGUUGUUUCUCUUUUGUGUAGAGGAAGGCUACUGAUUUAUUUGAGUUAAUUUUAUGUCCAGCCACUUUACUGAAGUUGUUUAUUAGCUUUAGUAGUUCUCUGGUGGAACUUUUGGGAUCACUUAAAUGUACUAUCAUAUCAUCUGCAAAUAGUGAUAUUUUGACUUCUUCUAUUCCAAUCUGUAUCCCCUUGACCUCCUUUUGUUGUCUGAUUGCUCUGGCUAGAACUUCAAGAACUGUAUUGAAUAAGUAGGGAGAGAGUGGGCAGCCUUGUCUAGUCCCUGAUUUUAGUGGGAUUGCUUCAAGUUUCUCUCCACUUAUUUUAAUGUUAGCAAUUGGUUUGCUGUAUAUGGCUUUUACUAUGUUUAGGUAUGGGCCUUGAAUACCUAUUCUUUCCAGGACUUUUAUCAUGAAGGGGUGUUGAAUUUUGUCAAAUGCUUUCUCAGCAUCUAAUGAAAUGAUCAUGUGGUUCUGUUCUUUCAGUUUGUUUAUAUGAUGGAUCACGUUGAUGGUUUUCCGUAUAUUAAACCAUCCCUGCAUGCCUGGGAUGAAGCCUACUUGAUCAUGGUGGAUGAUUGUUUUGAUGUGCUCUUGGAUUUGGUUUGCCAGAAUUUUAUUGAGUAUUUUUGCGUCUAUAUUCAUAAGGGAAAUUGGUCUAAGUUCUCUUUCUGUGUUGGGUCUGUGUGUGGUUUGGGUAUAAGAGUAAUUGUGGCUUCAUAGAAGGAAUUUGGUAGUGCUCCAUCUGUUUUAAUUUUGUGGAAUAGUUUGGAUAGUAUUGGUAUGAGGCCUUCUAUGAAGGUCUGAUAGAAUUCUGCACUGAACCCGUCUGGACCUGGGCUCUUUUUUGUUGGGAGACCUUUAAUGACUGCUACUAUUUCCUUAGGAGUUAUGGGGUUGUUUAACUGGUUUAUCUGUUCCUGAUUUAACUUCGGUACCUGGUAUCUGUCUAGCAAAUUGUCCAUUUCCUGCAGAUUUUCAAGUUUUGUUGAACGUAGGCUUUUAUAGUAAGAUCUGAUGAUUUUUUUAAUUUCGUCUGAAUCUGUAGUUAUGUCUCCCUUUUCAUUUCUGAUUUUGUUAAUUUGGAAACACUCUCUGUGUCCUCUAGUUGGUCUGGCUAAGGGUUUAUCUAUCUUAAUGAUUGUCUCAAAGAACCAUCUUUUGGUUCUGUUGAUUCUUUCUAUGGUCCAUUUGUUUCUACUUGGCUGAUUUCAGCUCUGAGUUUGAUUAUUUCCUGCCUUCUACUCCUCCUGGGUGUAUUUGCUUCUUUUUGUUCUAGAUCUUUUAGGUGUGCUGUCAAGCUGGUGACAUAUGCUGUUUCCUGUUUCUUUCUGCAGGCACUCAGAGCUAUGGGUUUUCCUCUUAGCACAGCUUUCAUUGUGUCCCAUAAGUUUGGGUAUGUUGUACCUUCGAUUUCAUUAAAUCUAAGAAGUCUCUAUUUUCUUUCUUUAUUUCUUCCUUAACUAGGUUAUCAUUGAGUAGAGCAUUGUUCAACUUCCACGUAUAUGUGGGCAUUCUUCCAUUAUUGUUAUUGAAGACCAGAUUUAGGCCGUGGUGGUCUGAUAGCACCCAUGGGAUUAUUUCUAUCUUUCUGUACCUGUUGAGGCCUGUUUUUUGACCAAAUAUAUGGUCAAUUUUGGAGAAAGUACCAUGAGGACCUGAGAAGAAUGUAUAUCCUUUUGCUUUAGGAUAGAAUGUUCUAUAAAUAUCUGUUAAGUCUAUUUGGUUCAUGAUUUCUCUUAGUCUGUCUACGUCUCUGUUUAAUUAGUGUUUCCAUGAUCUGUCCAUUGAUGAGAGUGGGGUGUGGAAAUCUCCUACUAUUAUUGUGUGAGGUGCAAUGUGUGUUUUGAGCUUUAGUAAGGUUUCUUUUACGUAUGUAGGUGCCCUUGUAUUUGGGGCAUAGAUAUUUAGGAUUGAGAGUUCAUCUUGGUGGAUUUUUCCUUUGAUGAAUAUGAAGUGUCCUUCCUUAUCUUUUUUGAUGACGUUUAGUUGGAAAUUGAUUUUAUUUGAUAUUAGAAUGGCUACUCCAGCUUGCUUCUUCUGACCAUUUGCUUGGAAAGUUGAUUUCCAGCCUUUCACUCUGAGGUAGAGUCUGUCUUUGUCUCUGAGGUGUGUUUCCUGUAGGGAAUGCAGGGUCCUCAUUGCAUAUCCAGUGUGUUAAUCUGUGUAUUUUUAUUGGGGAGUUGAGGCCAUUGAUGUUGAGAGAUAUUCAGGAAUAGUGAUUAUUGCUUCCUGUUAUGUUCAUAUUUGGAUGUGAGGUUAUGUUUGUGUGCUUUUCUUCUUUUUGUUUUGUUUCCAAGACGAUUUGUUUCUUGCUUUUUCUAGGGUGUAGCUUGCCUUCUUAUGUUGGGCUUUACCAUUUAUUAUCCUUUGUAGUGCUGGAUUUGUAGAAAGAUAUUGUGUAAAUUUGGUUUUGUCCUGGAAUAUCUUGGUUUCUCCAUCUAUGUUAAUUGAGAGUUUUGCAGGAUAAAGUAACCUGGGCUGGCAUUUGUGUUCUCUUAAGGUCUGUAGGCCAUCUGUCCAGGAUCUUUUGGCUUUCACAGUUUCUGGUGUGAUUCUGAUAGGUCUGCCUUUAUGUUACUUGACCUUUUUCCCUUACUGCUUUUAAUAUUCUUUAUUUUGUGUGUUUGGUCUUUUGACUAUUAUGUGACGGGAGCUGUUUCUUUUCUGGUCCAAUCUAUUUGGAGUUCUCUAGGCUUCGUGUAUGCUUAUGGGUAUCUCUUCCUUUAGGUUAGGGAAGUUUUCUUCUAUGAUUUUGUUGAAGAUAUUUACUGGUCCUUUGAGCUGGGAGUCUUCACUCUCUUCUAUACCUAUAUCCUUAGGUUUGAUCUUCUCAUUGAGUCCUGGAUUUCCUGUAUGUUUUGGACCAGUAGCUUUUUCUGCUUUACAUUAUCUUUCACAGUUGAGUCGAUAGUUUUCUAUAGAAUCUUCUGCUCCUGAGAUUCUCUCUUCUAUCUCUUGUAUUCUGUUGGUGAAGCUCGUAUCUACAGCUCCUUGUCUCUUCUUUUGGUUUUCUAUAUUCAGGGUUGUUUCCAUGUGUUCUUUCUUGAUUGAUUCUAUUUCCAUUUUUAAUUCCUUCAAGUGUUUGUGUUUUCCUGGAAUCCUUUCAGGGAUUUUUGUGAUUCCUCUCUGUAGGCUUCUACUUGUUUAUUUAUGUUUUCCUGCGUUUCUCUAAGGGAGUUCUUCAUGUCUUUCUUGAAGUCCUCCAGCAUCGAUCAAAUAUGAUUUUGAAACUAGAUCUUGCUUUUCUGGUGUGUUUGGAUAUUCCGUGUUUGCUUUGGUUGGAGAAUUGGGAUCCGAUGAUGUCAUGUAGUCUUGGUUUCUGUUGCUAGGGUUCCUGUGCUUGCCUCUCGCCAUCAGAUUAUCUCUAGUGUUUCUUUGUUCUGCUAUUUCUGACAGUGGCUAGACUGUCCUAUAAGCCUGUGUGUCAGGAGUGCUGUAGACCUGUUUUCCUGUUUUCUUUCAGCCAGUUAUGGGAACAGAGUGUUCUGCUUUGGGGCGUGUAGUUUUUCCUAUCUACAGGUCUUCAGCUGUUCCUGUGGGCCUGUGCCCUGAAUUCACCAGGCAGGUCACUUGGAGCAGAAAAGUUGGUCUUACCUGUGGUCCCAAGGCUCAAGAUUGCUCGUGGGGUGUUGCUAAUGAUCUCUCCUCAGGGGCAGCAACCAGGCGGACCUGCGCUGCCCUUUCCGGGAGCCCCCCGUGCACCAGAGUCCCAGAUGGCGUUUGGUGUUUUCCUCUGGAGUCAGAGAUGUGGGCAGAGUGCAGUCUCUUCUGGUUUACCAGUCGUGUCUGCCUCUCUGACGGUUUAGCUCUCCCUCUCCCAGGAUUUGGGUGCAGAGAACCGUUUAUCUGGCUGGUCCCUUCAGGUUCCUGCGGUGUCUCAGACGCAGUGGACCUGCUGCUCCUGUGCCCUUAUCUACGGGAACCCAGAGACCGUUUCCUCUUGGGCCAGGGAUAUGGGCAGGGGUGGGCAGUGUUGGUGGUCUCUUCUGCUCUGCAGUCUCAGGAGUGCCCACCUGUCCGGGCGGUGAGCUCUGUCUCCCACGGGGUUUGGGAGCAGUGAGCUGGAGGCAGGGAGCACGAGAUUCGGACUCCCGCUAAAAACUGGAAGUGUCCGGUCCUCCCACGGGGUUUGGGAGCCAUACAUCACUUUCUUUAUUCAUUGUUCAGUAGAGGCACAUCCAGGUUGUUUCCAGAUUCUGGUUAGUAUGAACAAAGCUACUAUGAACAUAGUUUGACAAGUGGUUCUUUGGUACAGUGUGACAUCUUUAUGACUACACACCCAGGAGCGUUAUAGCUGGCCCUUGAGGUAGAACAGUUUUUUUCUCUCAGUUUUGUGAGAAACCACCCAAUUGAUUUCCAAAGUUGUUGUUCAAAGUUUCACGUCCAUCAGUGAUGGAUUAGUGUUCCCUUUGCUCCACAACCUGCCAGCAUUCACUCUCACUUGAGUUUUUCAUCUUUGCUUUUGUGAUGGGUGUCAAAUGACAUGUCAGAGUGGUUUUGAGUAAGCAGCUCUUGGUUUUGUUCAUUCUUUGUAUUGUUUCCCAUGUUUCUAUGUUUAAUUUUCAUACCAUCUUCUCUUGAGCGUGUAUGCUUGUUUUUAUUUUUAAUAUUGCAUAUGUGCUGAUUAGCUGCUAUUAUGAAAUCUCUCCAUUUCUUUUGAAGGGACAUAGUGUUAUGAACUUUCCUUUUGCACUGCUUUUAUUGUGUUCCCUAAGUUUGUAUGAUUUGUGCCUUCACUUUCAUUGAAUUCUAGAAAGACUUUUCUUCUUUCAACAGUGGUCACUUAGCAUAGAGUUGUUCAGUUUCCAUGAGAUUGUAGGCUUUCCAUUGUUUUUGUUGUUGACAUAGUCCAACUUUAGUCCAUGGUGACCUUAUCAGACACAAAAGCAUUUUGGUGUUCUUUUGUUGUUGUUGUUUUUGUAUUUUCUUGUAUCUGUUGUAGAUCUGUAUCUGUACAUGUUCAAUUUUGGAGAAGGUUCCAUGAGGUGCUGAGAAGAUACAUAUUUUUUUAUUUGAGUGACAGCUUCUAUAGAUAUAUGUUGUUGUAAAAAUAUUAAAAUAAAAAAGUAAAAGUUGUCUUUUACCCCGCUAGGUCCGCACCUCGGUGCCCCAAGAUAUCUGCUAGAUAUCUUGGCGGAAACACAGCCCAGCCGCACAUUUUCCUACACUCAAACCCUCACAUAAAAGAACACACAACACAAUAAUCUUUGAUCCAAUUGGUAAGGUAUAGUUGCCACUUAAACAUACAAGGCCUGGUACCAUCCAUCCCUUAGGAAGAUUGAUAACAACCUGUAAAUACACAGAGCAGAAUCUUAACAUCACCUGCCAUGGCUCCUCCCCCCUCUCUCUCCUCUUCUCUGUGUUAAUCCCCUUCUCUUCCUUCAAGCUUCUCUCCUGCCCAUCCUUGCUUCUCCUCCAGUGUCAGGUCUCCUACUAUCCUGUACCUGCCCCUCACCUGUAUUUUACAAAUUCAAUGGGGAGGUGGUUCUGGUGAAGUCAUCUGAGUUCUGAGUAUGUGACUAGGCAGCUGUCCUUGGGGCAGUGGAAUUAGCAUCAAAAUACAGAAACUUCAGGGCAAACCACCACAGAUAUCUGUUAGGUCCAUUUGAUUCAUGUCAUCUACUAGUUGCAUUACAUUUCAGUUUAGUUUCUCUUUUGGUGACAUGCCUGUUGGUCAUUAACGUGAUAAUAUGUAGGUGAUGUCCCCUACUAUUAAUGUGUGGAAUUGGAGGUGUGGUUUAAGCUUUAACAAAAUUAGUAAAUGUUUCUUUUGUAAAGGAGGAUGCACUUGUAUCGCAAGCAUUGAUGUUUAGAAUUGAAGCACCAUCUUGUUGGAUUUUCCUUUGAUUUAUAUGCAGUGUCCUUUCCCAUCUCUUUUAAUUAUUUCUCAUUGAAAGUCUAUUUUACCAGAUAUUAGAUUGGCUGCUGCAGCUUGACUCUUGGGUCCAUUUGCUUUACAGACCUUUUGUCCAGUCCUUUAUUCUGUGGCAGUGAUUAUCUUUGUGGCUGAGUUGCAUUUCUAUAUGCAACAGAAUUAUAGAUUCUGUUUAUGCAUCUACUCUCUUAGACUAUGUCUUUUUAUUUGGUAAGUGAAUCUGUUCCUGUUCAGAGAUAUUAAUAAUUAAUGAUUGCUUUUACUUGGUAUUUUGAUUUUGGUUUGCAUGUGUUUCUCUUGGUUGGUUUUACUAUGCGAUUAUUAGUUUCUCGUGUUUCAUUGAGUUCAGUUACUCUCCUUGUCUUGGAGUUUUGCUUGUAGCAUCCUGAUUAGUGAUGGGUUAGUAGAAAGAUAUAGUUUGCGUUUGGUUUUGUCACAGAAUAGCUUUUUACUCCAUCUUGAGUAAAAUUGAUUGAAAAUUUUGCUAAGUAUUGUAGUCUGGGCUGACAGCUAUAGUCUCUUAGGGUCUGUAAGACAUCUCUCUGGCUCUUCUGGCUUUUAAUUCUCUGUUGAGAAGUUUGGUAUAAUUCUGAUUGUUCUGUCUUUAUAUGUAAUAUGUUACUUGCCUCUUUCUCCUUGUGGCUUUUUAAUUUUCUCUCUUUGUUUUGGGGAUUUAAUGUUUUGGUUAUUAUGUAGCUGGAGGAUUUAUUUUCUGACACAGUAAACUCUUAUUUGUACUGUAAGCUUCUUGUGUGUAUGUAGGCAUCUUUUUCUUGAGGUUUGGGAUGUUUUCUUCUAUGAUGUUGUUGAAGAUAUUUUCUGGGCCUUUCAUCUGGGAAUCUUCUUCUCCUGUUCCUAUUUUUCUUAAGUUUGGCCCUGAUUCCACAUCCAGCCUAUCAGGCUGUGCCUUUUUAAUGGGGAAGAUGAGUUCACUGAUAUUGAGAGAUAUUAACAACAAAUGAGUGUUAAUUCCUGCCAUUCUCAUUUUGUGAAUGAGUGAUUAUUAUUUAUUUUUGUUAACACCAAUCAAUUUGGUGUUCUGUAAGGUUCCUCUAAGUUCAUAGGCAUUCUUCCUUUAUGUUGUAUAAAUUUCCUUCUAUGAUUUUGUUGAACAUGUGUUCUCAUCUUUGGAGCUGGUACUCUCUUCACUUUUGAACAAUUCCUAUUAUCCUUAGUACAAAAUUUCACAGUGUCUCAGACUACCUGAAUAUUUUGAGUCAGUAACUUUUUAGGUGAUAUUUUCUUUGGUUGACGUAUUAAUUUCUUUGAGUAUAUCAUGUAUGCCUGAGAUCAUCUCUUCCAAUUCUUUUAUUGUGUUGGCUGUGCUUCUGUUCUUGUUCUCUUUUGGAGUAUUUCUGUCUCCAAGGUUCCAUCAUUUUGGGUUGCCUUUAUUGCUUCUUUAAUCAUUUGCAGGUGUUGACAUAUUUUAUUCAUUUUGCUCACCUGUUUGAUUGUAUUUUCCUGUAUAUUUUAAGGGAUUUGAUAAUUUCUCCUUUAAAUUCCUCUAUCAUAUUCAUAAGAUUGGAUUCAAUGUCAUUUUAUUGUGUUUUGAUUUUAUUCGCAUAUCCAGGUCUUGAUGUAGUAGGAUAGCUGGGCUCCAGGUGUGUUAUAUUGUUUUGUUCUUGUUGAGUGUAUUCUCAUGCUGGCCUUUAGCCAACUCUUUAUCCAUGGGUGUUUACUGGUGCAAGAGUCAUGAAGUGGGCUCUGGGUUUUUCUCUUUUUAGGGGUUAGGUUAAGAUAUGGUCUCACUAAAUUGUAGCUUUCUUUGUCUAAGGAAUCACAGUGAUCCAUAUGCUUUUGCUUCCUCAGUGUUGGGAUUCAUGUUGUGCGCCACCAGACCCAAUCUGUUAUUCUUUCAAGAAUCAUUAGCCCAGAGUAAAAGGAAUCACAGUUGAUUGUUUUUAUACUAGUAAGGAUUGGGUUUUCUGUCAUUCUGAGAGAGUUCAGUUAGGAUCAUCACAAUUGUUCACGGGUAUUUAUUUCUAGACAUUGAUGUUUGAUAAAUUACUGCCAUCUUUGAUUUGAAAUAUACAGGGAAUGGAUUGGUUCUAAGUGACGUAAUUGGCUACAAAUGAAUAUUUACUCUAGAGUACUCAAUAGAUUGUUCUCAUAGACAUUGAUACUAAAAAUGAGUUUCAUAAUUUUAUUUGUAAUAUUCUUCUAUACUUGUAAUAAUACACAUUUUGUUUUUAUUUUCAGAAGUCUUGUUUUUUAAAGAUGAAAGGCCUUUGUCCUGGUAAGGCUUAACAGUACAUUAGUACUAGAGGAGUGCAAAGAUAAAAAGCAAAUUCUUUUUGGGUAUACUUUGAGACUUGUGUCUUACAGGUCCCACAGUAUUCUGAAUAUAAUUUUAGCCUAAAAUUUGUUCAGUGUACUUUAUAUGAAUGUGAAAAGUAUGCUCACAAGUAUGCCAUUUCCAAGAAAAAACUAUGCAGUUUUUAAAAAGAGCCUGCUAGGAUUAUCUCUGCAAGUUAAUGUCCACUUAAGAUUCUUCAGCUUUUCAAAGCCUUACUAAAUUGUAUUUGUGGACUAAGACCCACACUCAUAGUUAUCAUUUCAGGCAUUCAUCUCUCUGACACGGUACAUAAUGUGGGAUGAUUCUCAGUUGUCAGUCAUUACUACAAGAUGGCAAGCAUUUCUUUCCUCCUUUGACACCAGCUAUGAAGGCAAAGGAACUUUUUGUCAGGUGUAGCAUAUAUCAUAUAUCUUAGAAGAAACCCAUGAGUUGCAGUCCAUCCAAUGAAAGGCUGAGAUUCCAUGAAGGUGGAUAUUAACAUUUCUCACUUUACAUUUAUAGGUUGUUAUGGCUAUUCUUAAGGGAUGGAUAUAUACUGGUUUGUGUGUGUCUAGAUGAACUAACUAUAUCUUACCUAAGUGGGUGGUUUAUGUCCUUAUCAAUUGGUUGUAAGUUGAUUGUGCAAAUGUACUGUUCAUUAAGUAAUUAACAUAUGACUCUGGGUUACAGUUGCUGGGUUACAGUUUGUUGAGUCAUGACUUCACUGGAUUGUUGGGAGUGUGAGAAGAGUCUGUGACAGGAAGCGGUGCUAGGCUAUGGAAUGCUUGGGGCUAGCUUGGCAUGUGGCCACACUAGCAUGGCCCACAGAACAACCCGCUAUGGAGACAGUGUGUGAAAAUGGAUGACAGAGAAACAUCUAGAGCAUGUGAUUGCACCUGGCAUGGGAACUCAUGGGAACCAGUCAUUCACCUUUUAAUUAUUCCACAAGACCCAUGUCUUCCUGAAAGCUCCACCCAUCAAAUAUCCAUUCAUAUGAUCAGUUUUCCACAAGAAUGGAUCCUUUGAAUCUCAAUAGAUUAGCUGAAUGUAUAGAACUAAGUGACCAUGUGACUAUUAUUUAUCUCUCUAUAAAGGAGGUUUUUGCCUUCCAUAUCAGUUGGACAUGAACAUACAGGUGAAGGCCCAUCCAUUCCUGUCCAGGAUGCUAGGUUAGACACUGGUUUGGUAGAAAAUUAAAAGGUGUAUUUCAAGCUCAUUCUGUGCUCAUUAGGAUUACUUACCUCCACAAGAGAGGACAAUUAUGUUGUUCUCUUUAUUUGGGCUCUGCAUCAGGAAAUCAUUUUAUAAAUACUAUCACAUGACUUAUUCCCUCCAUGUUUAAGAUUCCCUAAAUCAUACAAGCUAAUGUCAAAAUCAAGAUUCAAACUUUUCCAUACUAAAACUGUUCAAAGACUCCUUGCAAAAUAUGCAUGUUAACUUAUACUUGGAAGUGCAAACAGUUUCACAGUCUCAAUGCAAUUAGUCUUAUUGUUCUUUGUUUCUGUUAUUACCUUAUUAUGUUCAUAAAAAUGGAUAAAUGGCACAGAAACAGGCAGAUUGUGACUUCGGGAUUCAUUCAUGCGUGUGUUAAGAAGGAGCAGCUUGAACAUUACAAAUGCAGUGGUGGGUUUUGAAGAGCUCUAGCAGCAACAGAAAUCUAUUUGAUGUUCGACAAGCAAACCACUUGGGUGGUACCAUCAUAGAUAGUGAAAUAUUCACAAAGUAUCAUGGGAAUAGGUGCCUUACUGCAUCAGGGGCAAAGACUGUUAUGAUUAAUGUAGUCAGGGGACUAAUUCCAUUGCAUCUAUAGAUUAAAAAUAUCACUCGGUAUAGCUAUGAGAGCAAAAGCUAGAGAGGUGGUUGUGUGUAUAUAUGUAUCUGUAUAAUGGUUUCAUUGGGCUAAUUUUUGGGCCUAAUUUCCUUCCCUUUCUUCUACAUGGGGAAAAGUUGGAAGUAAAGUAUUCCCAGACAUACUCAACUGGUUAAAGAACAAAUGAAUAGCUUUUUAAAACAAUUUAUAAUGUAAUAUAAGUUAGAAAAUCAAGCAAGAAGUAAUCCAAUGCAUUGGAUUAAUGUUUAGUAUGAAUAUUAACAUAACAUUCUUAAAAUACACCACAGUGGAGUAAGACCACCAGGACAGCUAAAAUCCAUUUUGAAAAACUCUAACCGGCAUAAUUCAGAAGCUGGUAAGAGACUUACAGGAACAUCACCAUGGUGUGUGAAUGUGGAUAAUGUCAGCUCUACCUCCUCUGUGAAGGGAGAAUCGGGAAGAAAAUUCCAUAUAAUACCUAAGAAGAUCCAAAAUAUUUUUAGAAAAUCUGGAGUUUAUGUGUCUUCUCGGGUAGACCCAAUUCUUGAAGUAUGGGAAGAAAAUACAUCUGCAACAGUAAUCCCCACUGAUGAUGAAAAAUAUGAAACAGAUAAUUUCUAUGCGGUGUCUUCUGAGCAUAGAAAUUCUAUUCCUAAGGCUACUGCUGAUCGUGAAGCUUCCACCUCUACUGCUGACAGCCUGGAUGCUGCCGAGCCUGACCCAACAAAUUCUACAAAUGCUACUGACUGUCUGGCUGCUCUUGAGCGUGAGCUGACUAAUUCCAACAACACUGCUGACUGUCUGGCUGACCUUGAGCCUGAUCCGACGAUUUCUACCAAUGCCGCUGACUUUCAGGCUGCUGUUGCACCAGAGCCAACUAUGUCCACCCACCCUGCUGACUGUCUGCCUGAUGUGGAACCAGAGCCAACUAUGUCCACCCACCCUGCUGACAUUCUGGCUGCUCUUGAGCCUGAGCUGACUACUUUCAACAACACUGCUGACUGUCUGGCUGACCUUGAGCCUGAGCCAAACAUGUCCACCCACCCUGCUGAUAGUCUGCCUGAUGUGGAACCAGAGCCAACUAUGUCCACCCACCCUGCUGACACUCUGGCUGCUCUUGAGCCUGAACUGACUAAUUCCAACAACACUGCUGACUGUCUGGCUGACCUUGAGCCUGAUCCGACGAUUUCUACCAAUGCCGCUGACUUUCAGGCUGCUGUUGCACCAGAGCCAACUAUGUCCACCCACCCUGCUGACUGUCUGCCUGAUGUGGAACCAGAGCCAACUAUGACCACCCACCCUGCUGACACUCUGGCUGCUCUUGAGCCUGAGCUGACUACUUUCAACAACACUGCUGACUGUCUGGCUGACCUUGAGCCUGAGCCAAACAUGUCCACCCACCCUGCUGACAGUCUGCCUGAUGUGGAACCAGAGCCAACUAUGUCCACCCACCCUGCUGACACUCUGGCUGCUCUUGAGCCUGAGCUGACCAAUUUCAACAACACUGCUGACUGUCUGGCUGACCUUGAGCCUGAUCCGACUAUUUCUACCAAUGCCGCUGACUUUCAGGCUGCUGUUGCACCAGAGCCAACUAUGUCCAACUACCCUGCUGACUGUCUGCCAGAUGUGGAACCAGAGCCAACUAUGUCCACCCACCCUGCUGACACUCUGGCUGCUCUUGAGCCUGAGCUGACUAAUUCCAACAACACUGCUCACUGUCUGGCUGACCUUGAGCCUGAUCCGACGAUUUCUACCAAUGCCGCUGACUUUCAGGCUGCUGUUGCACCAGAGCCUGCUAUGUCCACCUACCCUGCUGACUGUCUGCCAGAUGUGGAACCAGAGCCAACUAUGUCCACCCACCCUGCUGACACUCUGGCUGCUCUUGAGCCUGAGCUGACUAAUUCCAACAACACUGCUGACUGUCUGGCUGACCUUGAGCCUGAUCCGACGAUUUCUACCAAUGCCGCUGACUUUCAGGCUGCUGUUGCACCAGAGCCUGCUAUGUCCACCAACCCUGCUGACAGUAUGGCAGCUGUUGAGCCUGAGCCGACUAUGUCCACCCACCCUGCUGACAUUCUGACUGCUGAUGAGCCUGAACAUAAUAAUUCUACCAAAGCUGCUGACUGUCUGGCUGACCUUGAGCCUGAGCCAAACAUGUCCACCCACCCUGCUGACAGUCUGCCUGAUGUGGAACCAGAGCCAACUAUGUCCACCCACCCUGCUGACACUCUGGCUGCUCUUGAGCCUGAGCUGACCAAUUUCAACAACACUGCUGACUGUCUGGCUGACCUUGAGCCUGAUCCGACUAUUUCUACCAAUGCCGCUGACUUUCAGGCUGCUGUUGCACCAGAGCCAACUAUGUCCACCCACCCUGCUGACUGUCUGCCUGAUGUGGAACCAGAGCCAACUAUGUCCACCCACCCUGCUGACACUCUGGCUGCUCUUGAGCCUGAGCUGACUAAUUCCAACAACACUGCUGACUGUCUGGCUGACCUUGAGCCUGAUCCGACUAUUUCUACCAAUGCCGCUGACUGUCGGGCUGCUGUUGCACCAGAGCCCGCUAUGUCCACCAACCCUGCUGACAGUAUGGCAGCUGUUGAGCCUGAGCCGACUAUGUCCACCCACCCUGCUGACAUUCUGACUGCUGACGAGCCUGCACAUAAUACUUGUACCAAAGCUGCUGACUGUCUGGCUGACCUUGAGCCUGAGCCAAACAUGUCCACCCACCCUGCUGACAGUCUGCCUGAUGUGGAACCAGAGCCAACUAUGUCCAAGCACCCUACUGACACACUGGCUGCUCUUGAGCCUGAGUCGACUAAAUCCUCCAAUGCUGCUGACUGUCUGGCCUAUGUUGAGCCAGAGCCAGCUAUGUCCACCCACCGUGCCGACAGUCUGGCUGCUCUUGAGCAUGAGCUGUCUCAUGCCAACAAAGAUGCUGACUGUCUGGCUUCUCUCAAGGCUGAGCUGAUUAAUUCCACCAAUGCUACUGAUUGUCUGGCUUCUGUUGGGACUGAGACAACCAUGUCCACCCAGCCUACUGACAAUUUGGCAGCUGUUGAGCCUGAACAUAAUUCCACCAAUACUGCUGACGGUAAGGACUCUGUUGAACAAGAGCCAUCUAAGCCCACCUACCGUGCCGACAGUCUGGCUGCUCUUGAGCAUGAGCUGACUAAUUCCAACAACACUGCUGACUGUCUGGCUUCUCAGAAGGCUGAGUCAAUUGAUUCUACCAAUGCUACUGAUUGUUUGGCUUCUGUUGGAACUGAGACAACUAUGUCCACCCACCCGGCUGACAAUAUGGCUACUGAUGAGCUUGAGGCUACACAUUCCACCAAUGCUGCUUACUUUCUGGCCGCUCUUGAGCCCCAGUCGACUAAUUCCUCCAAUGCUGCUGAUAUUCUGGCUUCUGUUGGGUCUGAGACAACCAUGUCUACCCACCUUGCUGAUAUUCCUAUUGCUCAUGAGCCUGACUAUAAUGAUUCUACCAAUGCUGCUGACAGUCUGGACUCCGUUGAGCCAGAGCCAGCUAUGUCCACCCACCGUGCCAACAGUCUGGCUGCUCUUGAGCAUGAGCUGUCUCAUGUCAACAAAGAUGCUGACUGUCUGGCUUCUCUCAAGGCUGAGCUGAUUAAUUCCAUCAAUGCUACUGAUUGUCUGGCUUCUGUUGGGACUGAGACAACCAUGUCCACCCAGCCUACUGACAGUUUGGCAGCUGUUGAGCCUGAACAUAAUUCCACCAAUGCUGCUGACGGUCUGGACUCUGUUGAACAAGAGCCAGCUAAGCCCACCCACCGUGCCGACAGUCUGGCUGCUCUUGAGCAUGAGCUGACUAAUUCCAACAACACUGCUGACUGUCUGGCUUCUCAGAAGGCUGAGUCAAUUGAUUCUACCAAUGCUUCUGAUUGUUUGGCUUCUGUUGGGACUGAGACAACUAUGUCCACCCACCCUGCUGACAAUAUGGCUACUGAUGAGCUUGAGCCUACACAUUCCACCAAUGCUGCUUACUGUCUGGCUGCUCUUGAGCCUGAGUCGACUAAAUCCUCCAGUGCUGCUGACUGCCUGGCCUAUGUUGAGCCAGAGCCAGCUAUGUCCACCCACCGUGCCGACAGUCUGGCUGCUCUUGAGCAUGAGCUGUCUCAUGCCAACAAAGAUGCUGGCUGUCUGGCUUCUCUCAAGGCUGAGCUGAUUAAUUCCACCAAUGCUACUGAUUGUCUGGCUUCUGUUGGGACUGAGACAACCAUGUCCACCCAGCCUGCUGACAGUUUGGCAGCUGUUGAGCCUGAGCCUACAAUUUCCACCAGAGCUGCUGAUUUUCUGGCUACUGUUCUGCCAGAGCUAACUAGGUCAAACCACCCUGCUGACUGUCUGGACUCUGUUCAGCCUGAGUCAUCUAUGUCCACACACCCUGCUGAUAAUAUGGCUACUGAUGAGCUUGAGCCUACAAAUUCGACCAACGCUGCUUACUGUCUGGCUGCUCUUGAGCCUGAGUCGACUAAAUCCUCCAAUGCUGCUGACUGUCUGGCCUAUGUUGAGCCAGAGCCAGGUAUGUCCACCCACCGUGCCGACAGUCUGGCUGCUCUUGAGCAUGAGCUGUCUCAUGCCAACAAAGAUGCUGACUGUCUGCCUUCUCUCAAGACUGAGCUGAUUAAUUCCAUCAAUGCUACUGAUUUUCUGGCUUCUUUUGGGACUGAGACAACCAUGUCCACCCAGCCUACUGACAGUGUGGCAGCUGUUGAGCCUGAACAUAAUAGUUCCACCAAUGCUGCUGAUGGUCUGGGCUCUGUUGAACAAGAGCCAGCUAAUCCCACCCACCGUUCCAACAGUCUGGCUGCUCUUGAGCAUGAGCUGACUAAUUCCAACAACACUGCUGACUGUCUGGCUUCUCAGAAGGCUGAGUCAAUUGAUUCUACCAAUGCUACUGAUUGUUUGGCUUCUGUUGGGACUGAGACAACUAUGUCCACCCACCCUGCUGACAAUAUGGCUACGGAUGAGCUUGAGCCUACACAUUCCACCAAUGCUGCUUACUUUCUGGCCGCUCUUGAGCCCCAGUCGACUAAUUCCUCCAAUACUGCUGAUAUUCUGGCUUCUGUUGGGUCUGAGACAACCAUGUCUACCCACCUUGCUGAUAUUCCUAUUGCUCAUGAGCCUGACUAUAAUGAUUCUACCAAUGCUGCUGACAGUCUGGACUCCGUUGAGCCAGAGCCAGCUAUGUCCACCCACCAUGCCGACAGUCUGGCUGCUCUUGAGCAUGAGCUGUCUCAUGCCAACAAAGCUGCUGACUGUCUGGCUUCUCUCAAGGCUGAGCCAACCAUGUCCACCCAGCCUGCUGACAGUUCGGCAGCUGUUGAGCCUGAGCCUACAAUUUCCACCAGAGCUGCUGAUUUUCUGGCUACUGUUCUGCCAGAGCUAACUAGGUCAAACCACCCUGCUGACUGUCUGGACUCUGUUCAGCCUGAGUCAUCUAUGUCCACACACCCUGCUGAUAAUAUGGCUACUGAUGAGCUUGAGCCUACAAAUUCGACCAACGCUGCUUACUGUCUGGCUGCUCUUGAGCCUGAGUCGACUAAAUCCUCCAAUGCUGCUGACUGUCUGGCCUAUGUUGAGCCAGAGCCAGGUAUGUCCACCCACCGUGCCGACAGUCUGGCUGCUCUUGAGCAUGAGCUGUCUCAUGCCAACAAAGAUGCUGACUGUCUGCCUUCUCUCAAGACUGAGCUGAUUAAUUCCAUCAAUGCUACUGAUUUUCUGGCUUCUUUUGGGACUGAGACAACCAUGUCCACCCAGCCUACUGACAGUGUGGCAGCUGUUGAGCCUGAACAUAAUAGUUCCACCAAUGCUGCUGAUGGUCUGGGCUCUGUUGAACAAGAGCCAGCUAAUCCCACCCACCGUUCCAACAGUCUGGCUGCUCUUGAGCAUGAGCUGACUAAUUCCAACAACACUGCUGACUGUCUGGCUUCUCAGAAGGCUGAGUCAAUUGAUUCUACCAAUGCUACUGAUUGUUUGGCUUCUGUUGGGACUGAGACAACUAUGUCCACCCACCCUGCUGACAAUAUGGCUACGGAUGAGCUUGAGCCUACACAUUCCACCAAUGCUGCUUACUUUCUGGCCGCUCUUGAGCCCCAGUCGACUAAUUCCUCCAAUACUGCUGAUAUUCUGGCUUCUGUUGGGUCUGAGACAACCAUGUCUACCCACCUUGCUGAUAUUCCUAUUGCUCAUGAGCCUGACUAUAAUGAUUCUACCAAUGCUGCUGACAGUCUGGACUCCGUUGAGCCAGAGCCAGCUAUGUCCACCCACCAUGCCGACAGUCUGGCUGCUCUUGAGCAUGAGCUGUCUCAUGCCAACAAAGCUGCUGACUGUCUGGCUUCUCUCAAGGCUGAGCCAACCAUGUCCACCCAGCCUGCUGACAGUUCGGCAGCUGUUGAGCCUGAGCCUACAAUUUCCACCAGAGCUGCUGAUUUUCUGGCUACUGUUCUGCCAGAGCUAACUAGGUCAAACCACCCUGCUGACUGUCUGGACUCUGUUCAGCCUGAGUCAUCUAUGUCCACACACCCUGCUGAUAAUAUGGCUACUGAUGAGCUUGAGCCUACAAAUUCGACCAACGCUGCUUACUGUCUGGCUGCUCUUGAGCCUGAGUCGACUAAAUCCUCCAAUGCUGCUGACUGUCUGGCCUAUGUUGAGCCAGAGCCAGGUAUGUCCACCCACCGUGCCGACAGUCUGGCUGCUCUUGAGCAUGAGCUGUCUCAUGCCAACAAAGAUGCUGACUGUCUGCCUUCUCUCAAGACUGAGCUGAUUAAUUCCAUCAAUGCUACUGAUUUUCUGGCUUCUUUUGGGACUGAGACAACCAUGUCCACCCAGCCUACUGACAGUGUGGCAGCUGUUGAGCCUGAACAUAAUAGUUCCACCAAUGCUGCUGAUGGUCUGGGCUCUGUUGAACAAGAGCCAGCUAAUCCCACCCACCGUUCCAACAGUCUGGCUGCUCUUGAGCAUGAGCUGACUAAUUCCAACAACACUGCUGACUGUCUGGCUUCUCAGAAGGCUGAGUCAAUUGAUUCUACCAAUGCUACUGAUUGUUUGGCUUCUGUUGGGACUGAGACAACUAUGUCCACCCACCCUGCUGACAAUAUGGCUACGGAUGAGCUUGAGCCUACACAUUCCACCAAUGCUGCUUACUUUCUGGCCGCUCUUGAGCCCCAGUCGACUAAUUCCUCCAAUACUGCUGAUAUUCUGGCUUCUGUUGGGUCUGAGACAACCAUGUCUACCCACCUUGCUGAUAUUCCUAUUGCUCAUGAGCCUGACUAUAAUGAUUCUACCAAUGCUGCUGACAGUCUGGACUCCGUUGAGCCAGAGCCAGCUAUGUCCACCCACCAUGCCGACAGUCUGGCUGCUCUUGAGCAUGAGCUGUCUCAUGCCAACAAAGCUGCUGACUGUCUGGCUUCUCUCAAGGCUGAGCCAACCAUGUCCACCCAGCCUGCUGACAGUUCGGCAGCUGUUGAGCCUGAGCCUACAAUUUCCACCAGAGCUGCUGAUUUUCUGGCUACUGUUCUGCCAGAGCUAACUAGGUCAAACCACCCUGCUUACUGUCUGGACUCUGUUCAGCCUGAGUCAUCUAUGUCCACACACCCUGCUGAUAAUAUGGCUACUGAUGAGCUUGAGCCUACAAAUUCGACCAACGCUGCUUACUGUCUGGCUGCUCUUGAGCCUAAGUCGACUAAAUCCUCCAAUUCUGCUGACUGUCUGGCCUAUGUUGAGCCAGAGCCAGGUAUGUCCACCCACCGUGCCGACAGUCUGGCUGCUCUUGAGCAUGAGCUGUCUCAUGUCAACAAAGAUGCUGACUGUCUGGCUUCUCUCAAGGCUGAGCUGAUUAAUUCCAUCAAUGCUACUGAUUGUCUGGCUUCUGUUGGGACUGAGACAACCAUGUCCACCCAGCCUACUGACAGUUUGGCAGCUGUUGAGCCUGAACAUAAUUCCACCAAUGCUGCUGACGGUCUGGACUCUGUUGAACAAGAGCCAGCUAAGCCCACCCACCGUGCCGACAGUCUGGCUGCUCUUGAGCAUGAGCUGACUAAUUCCAACAACACUGCUGACUGUCUGGCUUCUCAGAAGGCUGAGUCAAUUGAUUCUACCAAUGCUUCUGAUUGUUUGGCUUCUGUUGGGACUGAGACAACUAUGUCCACCCACCCUGCUGACAAUAUGGCUACUGAUGAGCUUGAGCCUACACAUUCCACCAAUGCUGCUUACUGUCUGGCUGCUCUUGAGCCUGAGUCGACUAAAUCCUCCAGUGCUGCUGACUGCCUGGCCUAUGUUGAGCCAGAGCCAGCUAUGUCCACCCACCGUGCCGACAGUCUGGCUGCUCUUGAGCAUGAGCUGUCUCAUGCCAACAAAGAUGCUGGCUGUCUGGCUUCUCUCAAGGCUGAGCUGAUUAAUUCCACCAAUGCUACUGAUUGUCUGGCUUCUGUUGGGACUGAGACAACCAUGUCCACCCAGCCUGCUGACAGUUUGGCAGCUGUUGAGCCUGAACAUAAUAAUUCUACCAAUGCUGCUGACGGUCUGGACUCUAUUGAACAAGAGCCAGCUAUGCCCACCCCCCCUUUCCGACUGUCUGGCUGCUCUUGAGCAUGAGCUGUCUCAUGCCAAUAAAGCUGCUGACUGUGUGGCUUCUCUCAAGGCUGAGCCAACCAUGUCCACCCAGCCUGCUGACACUUUGGCAUCUGUUGAGCCUGAGCCUACUUUUUCCACCAAAGCUGCUGAUUGUCUGGCUACUGUUCAGCCUGAGCUAACUAGGUCAAACCACCCUGCUGACUGUCUGGAUUCUGUUCAGCCUGAGUCAUCUAUGUCCCCACACCCUGCUGACAGUUUGGUAGCUAUUGAGCCUGAACUGACUAAUUCCACCAAAGCUGCUGACUGUCUGGACUCUGCUGAGCCAGAGCCAACUAUGGCCACCCACCAUGCUGACAUUCUGACUGCUGUUGAGCCUGAACAUACUAAUUGCUCCAGUACUGCUGACUGUCUGCCUGCUGUUCAGCCUGAGUCCAGUAUGUCCACCCACCCUGCUGACAGUAUGGCUGCUAUUGAUGCUGAGCCUACAGAUCCUGCCAUUGUUGCUGACUGUCUGGCUGCUCUUGAACCUCGGCUGUCUGUUACAUGUGCUGCUGACAGUAGUGUGUUAGUUGAGAGUCAUGACUCAGGACCAGCUAGUCACAUUGGAUUGGAUUAUGUAGUUGAUUUACCUCUUUACAAGGAGAGUACAAGUGAAGAAGAAAUAUUUGAUUCUGCUACUUCAGAUGAGGAAUCUUCUUUUACUCCUGACGUAGAAGAAGGUCUGCCUGCUACUCAGGGUGCUGAGGAUAUUUUUCAUGCUUCCGCACGAGCUGAACCAAUAAACCACAGCUUGAUCCUUCUCAGGGAGAGUGGAUAUCUUCGGGCAACAGAGAUACCACGCAUACCUUUUUUGCUCUUCAUAUGGCUUAUAUCCUCACUCUUAUCCAUCAUAACAUGGAUGAAAAUCCAAAUUCAACAAGCAUGGCAUGAAGAAAAUGGCCAAGGAGCUCCCACUAAGAAGAGAGUCGGACCAGGUAAGUUAAACUAAAAUAGUAGCUUAAAAUAGAUUAAGAUUGUUUUACUAGAAACCUAGGUCUCUUUUGUUAAUAAAUUUCAUACUUCUAUAGGGCUAUUUACGCAUAACCUAGAACCUGAAAACUUUAUUUUUUCUCAAUUUAUAGAAAAUAAUUUUCAUAAUGUAACAAAUCCAGUUUAGAGAAAUACAACUGACCAGGUGAUAUUUUUUCCUACUUGGAUGUUUCCUAUUCUAGAAUGAGGAGAUUAUUGUCACUUCCAGUGAAAACAUGUGUUUCCUGAAUGACUAAGCCGGGAAAACUUCCUGUUAAAUGUUAUUGUCUAUUUAUCGCUGUCAUUCUGAACUCUGACUUCUGAAGUUAGCAUAGCCUUUGACCGCAACAUUCCAAAAGAAGCAACUUCUGAGAUUAAAAAUAACAAGAGAAGCAUCCACCUUCUCACUGUUUCUCUCUACAUUGAUAUGUCUACAUUGAUAUCUACAUGAAUAUGACACUGAUGUUGUUGAUGCUGGGCAUGACAAUAUCACCAGAGAUGUGCCUGAUGAUACUGUUAAUAAUUCUUCUUUUUCUUCUAGUGGCUGCGGCUCCUGAUCCCUAGACCCUUGAUGCUCCUCCAGGAUCGAUUGGAAUAUCAAAACACAGUCUGUGUGGGAGAAUUGAUCAUAUAUAUAAAUUUUAAAAUAAAAUGUUCAGUCUGAUUGUAGACUGAAGUAAAAAU